AUGGUCACCGCUGUAUUGAAUAUCUUAGACAAAGACCAGCAACCCAUUAAUUGUCGAGCCUUACUAGAUACCUGUUCCACAACAAAUUUUAUGACUCAGAGUAUGGCAAGACUUUUAAAAUUGAAAACAAGCACAUGUCGUGUACCUGUCGGAGCACUGAAUACCAUGACCACCUACUGUAAUGAAAUAACCACAGCGACAGUUACAUCCCGAGUAAAUAAAUACAAGAAAACACUUACCUUUCUGAUUAUACCGAUGAUUUCUCAGAUAGUACCGGAUCAACCUAUUCAUCAAGAAACAUUGAAAAUUCCAUCUAACAUUAAAUUAGCCGAUCCUUGGUUUUACAAGCCCGCACCAGUUGACCUGCUAAUAGGUGCAGGUACUACUCUCUCACUGUUAUGUAUAGGUCAAAUCAAAAUCUCUUUACCUGCACAGCAAGAAUUAUUCCUUCAGAAAACAUUGCUUGGUUGGAUUAUAGGUGGAGCAGCGCCUUCAAGUAAAUACGUCACAUCAGCAGCAUGCCAUAUUACAAGUAUCAAUGACUUUGACCUAAAUAAAUUUUGGGAAAUUGAAGAAUGUCCGAGCACUAAAAGAUUUACUCCAGAGGAAGAGGAGUGUGAGCAGCAUUUCCAAAAACAUAUUGCAAGAGAUCCAACUGGUCGCUACGUCGUAGCACUGCCAUUCAAUCCACGUAGUCCAGCAUUAGGAGACUCUUACCACUUAGCCCUCAAGAGAUUGACAAACACCGAACAAAAAUUAAAAAGAAAUCCAACUUUGAAGAUUCAAUAUCAUCAAGUUUUACAAGAAUAUUUAGAUUUAAUUCAUAUGUCUCUAAUUCACGAUCAACCGACAGCCACCACCAGUUAUUAUCUCCCACAUCAUGCCGUAAUAAAGGAAACAAGUAUGACCACCAAGGUUAGAGUUGUAUUCGAUGGUUCUGCAAAUACAACCACAGGUACAUCAUUAAACGAUAAAUUGUUUACUGGACCUACUAUUCAAUCGGAUCUUUUUUCACUUUUAAUUCGUUUUCGAAAGCAUCCAAUCGUUUUAACAGGUGACAUUGAAAAGAUGUACCGACAAUUUCUAGUGCGGAAAGAAGACAGAAAAUUUCAACGGAUAUUAUGGAAUCAUGGUAAUAAAACACAAUCCUAUGAAUUGAAUACAAUAACCUUUGGACUGAGACCCGCACCAUACCUGGCUAUCCGUUGUUUACAUCAACUGGCUCAAGAUGAAGGUCAUUCGUUUCCUAUAGCAGCCAAAAUUCUAACGGAGGACUUUUAUGUAGAUGAUCUACUCACUGGAGCCCAAACCAAAUUAGAAGCGAUUCAAAUGCAACAAGAAGUCUCCCAUAUACUUGCCAAAGCGGGUUUAAUUAUUCGUCAAUGGGCAUCAAAUGACAGUGAGGUAUUAAAAGAUAUUUCUAAAGAAAAUAUCAACCCUCAUUUACAGUUGGGUGACACAACAUUAAAAACUUUGGGCGUCUGCUGGGAGUCAAAGACCGAUAACAUAAUGUACACAGUUAAUGCUAUUACCAUUACAAACCAGACUAAGAUCACAAAGAGAACUAUUCUUUCAGAAGUCGCAAAAAUUUUUGAUCCUCUAGGACUAUUAGCACCUGUUGUUAUCAUAGCAAAAAUUCUUGUACAGAGAUUAUGGUCCGAGAAACUCGAUUGGGAUGAAUCUUUACCACUGGAACUUCACACGGAAUGGAAAACCUACUGCGGCCAACUGCCGGUAUUGAACCAGAUAUCUUUUCCCCGAACAAUUAUGUCAUCAACAAUAAAAAAUAUACAGCUACAUGGAUUUUCAGAUGCAAGUGAAAAGGCAUAUGGUGCUUGCGUUUAUUUGCGUGUACUUGAUCAUCAAGGGAAGACUCGAGUACAAUUAUUGUGUGCCAAAUCAAGGGUCGCUCCAUUAAAAACAAUUACCAUACCAAGAUUAGAAUUGUGCGGUGCACAACUUCUGGCAACAUUAAUUACAGCUAUAGUUUCAGCCAUUAAGAUUACAUUUGAUGGAAUAUAUUGUUGGACCGAUUCAACUAUAGUUUUACAUUGGCUCAAUACAUCACCUCAUCACUUAAAAACGUUUGUUUCCAAUCGGGUGGCAGACAUUCAAAACAAACCGAUUAUUGACAACUGGCACCAUGUACCCACAAAAGAAAAUCCGGCAGAUCUUGUGUCACGAGGGGUUUCACCUACUGACUUUCUUUCAAUGAGCAUUUGGAGAAUGGGACCUCUAUGGUUGAGCGAGCCCCAGAAUAAGUGGCCAGUCACUAAUUUACAGUUCAGUAAAGAAAUACCUGAGCAACGGCGCGUCACUUGUCUGUUUACCAACCAAAAGAAAUUUACAACAUUCGAUAAGUUUUCGAAUCUUGACCGGUUGAUGCGUUCGUUGGCUUAUUGCUUCAGAUUUGUACGAGGGCGUCAAACAAAAGGCCCCUUAACAGUAAAAGAAUUACAGGAAGUAGAGAUUCGAGUAAUUAAAACAGUUCAACGUCAAGUUUUUGCCGAAGACCUUAAAAUUCUGAAUAAAUUGGAAUGGUCGAAACAUAAAAAUGCUCAACUUUCAAAAUUAACCCCAAGAUUGGAUGAUAAUGGGAUAAUGAGAGUCGGUGGUCGUCUAUCCCUCUCUAAUUUACCCUUCGAUGCAAAACAUCCUAUUAUCUUACCAAAAAAUCACCAUGUCACAAAUCUGUUUAUUCAUCAUACACAUAGGAUACAUUUACACUGCGGAGUGCAACAAACAUUGUACAUUUUGCGGCGCAAAUACUGGAUUAUUGAAGGUCGAAGCCAGGUAUACAAAAUUAUCAACAAAUGUGUACAGUGUUGUAAAGCUAGACCCCCGACAACUAAUUAUCUAAUGGGUAAUCUACCUAGGCCUCGAGUCAAUCCUUCACGUCCAUUUAGUCAAGUCGGCGUAGAUUACUGUGGACCAUUUCUCCUUAAGGAAAAGAAAUUCCGCAAUCGGGCACAAAUCAAAUCGUAUGUUGCUGUCUUUGUGUGUCUUGCAGUGAAAGCAGUCCACCUUGAAUUAAUUACUGAUUUGACAUCUGAAGGCUUCUUAUCAGCAUUAAGACGAUUUAUCUCACGACGUGGUUUGUGCCAAGAUAUAUAUAGUGACAAUGGGACUAACUUUGUCGGUGCAAACAAUAUUUUACGAGAAUUGACCGAUGAACUUUCUACGGCUGAGGCUCAAGAGAAAAUUCAAGGGUAUCUUACUACCAAAGGCAUUCAGUGGCAUUUCAUUCCCCCACAGGCCCCUCACGUUGGAGGUCUAUGGGAAGCUGCAGUGAAAAGUUUUAAAAGGCUUCUACAACAUGUGGCUGGACAUGAGAUGCUGUUUACAUAUGAACAAUUUAACACAUUGGUAAUUGAAAUCGAAGCCAUCUUAAAUUCAAGACCACUAACUCCUAUUUCCUCAGAUUCCAAUGAUCCCUUAGUCCUGACCCCCGGCCAUUUUUUAAUUGGUGAUUCACUGACCAACCUUCGAGGUCACGAUUUUACAAAGAUUCAAACUAACCGCUUAUCAGCCUGGGAACAUAUUCAGAAGGUAAAACAAGAUUUCUGGAAGCGGUGGAGCUUAGAAUAUCUUAAUGAACUCAUUUGUAGAACUAAGUGGGACACACCUGAGCCUAAUAUUGUUCAGGGAGCAGUCGUUCUUCUUCGAGAUGACAACUCUCCGCCAGCACAAUGGGUGAUGGGGAGAGUCAUCGAAUGUCAUCCAGGUGAUGAUGGCAUCAUUCGUACGGUGACAGUGAAAACCGCAAGAAAUACCUUUGUGCGAAAUAUUAAAAAACUUGCAAUUUUACCUGUGUGUGAAGAUUCUAACCAAAACUAA
Molecule: messenger RNA, 3837 nt
Organism: Microplitis demolitor
Lineage: Eukaryota; Metazoa; Arthropoda; Insecta; Hymenoptera; Braconidae
Exons: 1
Coding region: 1-3837 (1278 amino acids)
Biological process (GO): DNA integration
Molecular function (GO): nucleic acid binding
Source: RefSeq, a predicted model, not a curated record